UCUUCGCUUUCUCUCAUCAAUUUGGACCUUAUAGUAAAAACCCGCUUCUCAAACUUUGAUCUUUUCUUUCUGUUGUUUUAUUUUAGGAAGAAGACAUGGCUUCCAUAAUUGCAAGCUUGCCUUCUCCACCAUUGUUGGUUCAUGGUAAAAGGACCCUUUUCAGCACUAUUCAAACGCUCCCACUUUCUCCCAUUGAAGACAGACAGAACUAUGUUUCUGUUGUUGUGAGGGCUACUGGGGAAAGCUCCGAGUCAUCACCCCCCCUGGGGAUUGUUAAGUCUGUUAAAAACAUAUGGGAUGAUUCUGAAGAUAGGCUGGCUCUUGUCGGUUUGGGGUUUGCAGCGCUGGUAGCCAUUUGGACAUCGGCAAAACUCAUCCCGGCCAUUGACAAGUUGCCUGUUGUCCCAAGCGUGCUAGAAUUGAUUGGCAUACUUUUUUCUUCAUGGUUUAUAUAUCGAUAUCUUUUGUUCAAACCCGAUCGGGAAGAGCUAUUCCAGAUCAUCAAGAAGUCAGUUGCCAAUAUCUUAGGCCAGUGAAUCAUGCUUUGAAAUGUAGUCAAGCGUGUUCCUUUAGAGCUUUCCCUGAUUGGCAUAUCGUGUAUCUAUAUGGGUGGCAAUGACCAGUUGACCUACACUUUCAUUUGGUAGUGGAAGUUUUUGAUGCAUCAAGUUUAAGCAAUUCUAUGUUCAUUUUCUGGCACUCAUCUGUUCUCAUCAUUCAAACAUAUUGGAUGUUCAUAACAAGACAGUUGAGAUGAACAACAUCUCAGCACAUAGUACAGAGGUAAGUUAUUGAAACAUUGUUGGCUGAACUUUGCCUAUAGAUUCUCGUGUAUGGCAUUUGAGAUGAAAGGAUAUCAGAAAUUACUUGGGAUAAAUAAAUUUGAGGCUUCAAAUUUA
Molecule: messenger RNA, 899 nt
Organism: Populus nigra (black poplar)
Lineage: Eukaryota; Viridiplantae; Streptophyta; Magnoliopsida; Malpighiales; Salicaceae
Product: protein CURVATURE THYLAKOID 1C, chloroplastic-like
Exons: 6
Coding region: 96-536 (146 amino acids)
Cellular component (GO): chloroplast thylakoid membrane; thylakoid
Source: RefSeq, a predicted model, not a curated record